AUGGGACACUUCCUUGAAGAUGGAGCACCUCCAGCGCCACCUCCAGACAAGUCGCCCGACGACUGGACUCCGUACCGAGAUCGGGUUGAGUUUGAGACUGCGGAGUUUCUGUAUGUCCACAACCAAAUGUCCGCUGGGGAUAUCAACAUACUACUGGAUCUUUGGGCCGCAACCCUCCUGAAAUACGAUGACAAGCCGCCAUUUGCAGACUGCCAUGACUUACACAGAACGAUCGACAACACACCAUUGGGCGAUGUCAAAUGGCAAUCGUUCAAGGUACGGUACACUGGGGAGAAGCCAACAAGCGAUGUACCACCCUGGAUGGACCAGUCUCAUGAUGUGUGGUACCGUGAUCCCCAUGAGGUGAUUCAGGGUAUGUUGGGAAAUCCCGACUACGAAAAAGAGAUGGAUUACCGCCCUUUCCGUGAGUUCUCAGCUGACGGCGACAAACGACAAUGGCAGGACUUCAUGUCCGGUGAUUGGGCUUGGAAUCAAGCCGACAUAAUCUCUGAAGAUCCGGAUAUGCUCGGCUCAACUUUCGUGCCGGUUAUACUCGGAUCUGAUAAGACCACAGUUUCGGUGGCGACUGGUGCGAACGACUACUACCCCUUAUAUGUAUCGAUUGGCAAUGUUCACAACAACGUCCGGCGUGCACAUCGUGACGCCGUUGCCAUUGUUGGUUUCCUUGCUAUGCCCAAAACUACGAAGGAGCACACUGCCGAUGCAAUAUAUCGGAAAUAUCGCCGACAAUUGUUCCACUCAUCCAUCGCCAAGAUCCUUGAGAACUUGAGACCUAGCAUGACCAAACCAGAGGUGGUUCGCUUUGGCGAUGGCCACUAUCGGCGUGUGAUUUACGGGCUUGGUCCGUAUAUCGCAGAUUACGAAGAGCAGGUCCUUCUAGCAUGUAUAGUGUGCGGCUGGUGCCCCAGGUGUAUGUCCAACCGCAAAAAUUUAGAUGAGAAGUUGUUGUGUCGGUGUUGUGACCACACAGAGGCGCUGAUCGAGGAGGUUGCAACAUCCCUUGCUCUGUGGGAUGAGUACGGGAUUGUUGGCGACCUUGUUCCGUUUACCAACGACUUCCCUCGCGCCGAUAUACAUGAGUUGAUUGCACCGGAUCUCCUGCAUCAACUCAUAAAAGGAACCUUCAAGGACCAUUUGGUCGAGUGGGUUGGGAAGUAUUUGGUACACGUACAUGGUAAGAAAGAGGCAGAGAAAAUUCAAGAUGAUAUAGACCGAAGAAUUUCUGCAGUCGCCUCCUUCAUGGGCCUUCGACGUUUUCCAGAAGGUCGAGGAUUCAAACAAUGGACAGGUGAUGAUUCAAAAGCGCUUAUGAAGGUUUAUUUACCCGCCAUUGAAGGCCACGUCCCAACUGAUGUGGUGCGCACGUUUCGUGCAUUCCUUGAAUUCUGCUGCCUUGUACGGCGUAGUAUCAUCACAGAGUCCACAUUAGGCCAAAUCCAGGACGCUCUCGACCGAUUCCAUCAUUACAGGGCUAUUUUUGAGUCCACCGGCGUCGUUUCCACGUUCUCCCUCCCCCGACAACACUCGUGCACCCAUUACAUCCUCCUUAUCCGACUUUAUGGUGCGCCGAAUGGCCUUUGCUCGUCAAUCACUGAGACAAAGCACAUCAAGGCAGUCAAGGAACCAUGGAGACGAUCGAGUCGCUACAAAGCACUCGGUCAAAUGCUGGUGACAAACCAGCGCUUAGACAAACUUGCAGCAGCGCACAUGGAUUUCAAGAGCCGUGGAAUGUUGAACGGCACCUGUCUGUCUGCAAUGCUUCAAAGAUUAAAGGGUGAAAUCGACGACAGCCCAACGCUGGUACAAGCCCAUGUUCAGUUGGCAAAAACGAUUCAACGCAAACGUGCACGCACUAUCGCUAAUCUAUCAACAGAACUCGGUAUCCCCCAUCUCUACACCCUCCUCCGCCGAUUCUUAUUUGAGCAAGCGAACCCAGACGACCAGCGUGCUCCCUCUGACAUCCCGCUUGCAAGAUGUCCUCAAUUCGAUGGAAAAAUUCAAGUGUUCAAUUCUGCAUCGUCAAUGUUUUAUGCACCCAGCGACCGCAGCGGGAUUGGCGGCAUGCGCCGGGAACACAUCCGCGCCUGCCCCGUUUGGAGAAACAAAGCACCCCGGUAUGACUGCGUGUUCGUUAACAUGGAUGCAGAUGUUGAAGGGAUGGGGGGCAUGGAGGUAGCCCGUAUAAUGUGUAUUUUGUACCCAUGCGCUGUGGUACGCUGGUUCGACAAAGCCAGUGACGGGCCCGACGAAGACACAGGGAUGUGGAUCGUUAAGCCUUCUUUCGAUACAGAUAAUUCGCUGUUCGUUGGAAUCAUCCACAUCGACUCGAUCUAUCGCGCCGCGCACCUUGUUCCAAUCUAUGGAACUUUCAUCUCACGCGACCUCAAGCACUAUGAUUCAUAUGAUGCUUUUCAAGCGUUCUACAUGAACAAAUUCGCAGACCAUCACGCAUUUGAGAUUGCGUCUUAG
Molecule: messenger RNA, 2490 nt
Organism: Suillus clintonianus
Lineage: Eukaryota; Fungi; Basidiomycota; Agaricomycetes; Boletales; Suillaceae
Exons: 11
Coding region: 1-2490 (829 amino acids)
Source: RefSeq, a predicted model, not a curated record